This is a messenger RNA of Danaus chrysippus (African queen), 948 nucleotides long. NCBI's taxonomy places the organism in Eukaryota, Metazoa, Arthropoda, Insecta, Lepidoptera, Nymphalidae. The record is from the annotation of a GenBank genome assembly.
AUGCAGUCACAAAAUCAUUUCAAGUUCAAUGAGGGUGUGUUGUACGUUGUAUGUACCGAGGGCGCGGGCCCGGGCCCCGGGGGCGGAGGCCGUGUCUCAGGCCCGCGCUGGGCCCGCAGUCAGUUGUGUCGCGACGCUCGCGCCUCACGGUCCCCGGCGACGGUCAUUCACGAACACACGAUGCCAGCCAACGUAUCGGAGUCUCGUAGCGGCGUGUCGUCGUUCCUGUCCCGCUGGUGGCGCGCGCUGCUGUCCGAGCUGGUGUCCACGGCGCUGCUGGUGCUGCUCGGCGUCGCGUCCCUGCUGCCUGUGGACGGCGCGCCGGCUCCUCUCACUCACCCGGCGCUGGCCUUCGGGUGUGUGGUGGUCGCCAACGUGGAGGCGUUCGGUCCGUCGUCAGGCGCGCACAUGAACCCCGCCGUCACCCUCGCCGCCCUGCUGGACCGCCGGCUGGCCCCGCUGCCGGCUCUCUGUUACGUGCUCGUCCAACUGCUCGGCGCCACGCUGGGCUUCGCGCUGCUGAUGGCCCUGACGCCUGACACCUUCGUGGGUGACGUCAUCGUGGGUGGUAACGCCCCGGGCAGCGUGGGCCCGGUGGCAGCGGCCGCCGUGGAGGCUCUGCUGACCGGGGUGCUCGCGCUCCUGUGCUGCGGCGUGUGGAGGGCGCACGAACAGGGCAAGGAGGACCCUGCUGUCUCCAUAAAGUUCGGGCUGACCAUCGCCGGUCUCAUCUACGCUGGAGGUGUAAUGUCAAGUGCGUGUCUGAACCCCGCUCGCAGCUUCGCCCCCGCCGUCCUCCAAGGGUUCCGUUCGGAUCAUUGGGUGUACUGGGUUGGUCCCCUAGGAGGGUCGGCGCUGGCUACUCUCCUUCAUCGCUACGCCCUGCGUCCGCCACCGCUCGCGCCCCUCGCCCAGCCUGAGGAACUGCCGCUCAACGAUAAACCUUAG